This is a messenger RNA of Acanthoscelides obtectus, 838 nucleotides long. Lineage: Eukaryota; Metazoa; Arthropoda; Insecta; Coleoptera; Chrysomelidae. The record is from the annotation of a GenBank genome assembly.
AUGAAGAUAUGUCUACGCUAUCUUAGAGACCCUGGAUAUCAACAAGGUAUUGGUCAGGAACUUGGUGUUAGUCAAGCAACGGUAUCUCGGACUGUGGAUAGAGUUGUGAACAGCAUAGUUGCACAGUCGAAUGAAUGGAUCAAGUUUCCAACUACUAACCAUGAACUGAUGGAGGCCAAGUGGAUAUGGCAAAGCAUGUAUAAAUUUCUGACAGCAAUUGGUGUAAUUGAUUGUACACAUAUAGGAAUCAUGAAACCAAAUCACCAUGGAGAUGAGUAUAUUAAUCGAAAAGGGAAACCUUCUUUAAAUGUGCAAGCCACUUGUGAUGCCAGAGAGAUGUUCACAAGUGUUGAUGUCAGUUGGCCUGGAUCAGUGCAUGAUUCCAGAAUAUGGAGAAAUUCAGCUAAUAAAUGAAGCAAAUGUUGUACUACUUGGCGAUGACGGUUAUGGUAUUGAGCCAUGCCUUAUGACUCCCUUCAGAAAUCCUACUCCAGGUGCAGAAAUAAAUUAUAAUAAGCUUUUAGAAAAGAAAGAGUUUUAAUUGAACGCUGAUUCGGUCAACUGAAACGCCGGUUUCCUAUCCUAGACUAUGUUUGCCGCGCAAAGUUGGAAAAUGUGGCGAAAAUAAUUAUUGCUUGUAUUGUAUUCCAUAAUGUUGCGAAGAGCUUGGGCGAUCCUGACUUUGAGUUAGUUGAACAAGACCCAGAUGAAGAUGAAGGAAAUCAUGAGAAUGACCAACUUCCUCUCCGCCAACUAGGUCAACAAAUAAGAAGAAACUUGAGUAUUAUAAUAAAUAGUUUUACUGAUUAAAGUUUUAUUUUCGUGAACAUCAUAAGUC